GCAUUUUAAUAAAGAAGAAGCUUAUUUUUCUGAAAGGCUUUUAGAAAUGUAAACUUUUCUUCUAAAAAACUAGUUUCCUGACAGCUGCUACUAUGUUGAAUAGCAUUGUCAAUCCAUUGUCCUUGGUAACUUUGCAGAGACAAGUAGUUUUAAAGGUGGAAGGUUUAAGCUCUUGGGUUUGUUAAAUAAACUUAUGUUACGUCAUAACGCCUUCUCAGUAUGCCACUGUUUUGAAUGCAAUAUUUAAUGUUUUCCAUACAUAUUUAUUAUAGUAAUGACGUUUUGUCCAUAUUCAUUAUCUCUGCAAAACAGUGGUGGAUCUUUAACGUGCUGAAUGGUGUGUGAAGCAAGUUUAAUUUACCGUCGAAGUGAUUUGUGAGGACAAUUUUCACCGCCUUUCCCUAACUCUGGAGACUUUGCCCACUAACAAAUAUUUCAACUAAAAACGAACAAAAUUGUGACGCAUACAGCACACAACAUUCGAUGCAUGCUACAGGAGCAGUUGAUUCGUAGCAUCAUUUGAGUUUCUUUAAAGGCGUUUGCGCAACUACCUGUUUCGUAAACAAGAUACUCAUUUGAUACAGAUCUAAAGCUCGAACUAGUUUAAACAUUUUAUCAAAGUUGUUUGCGAGCAAGUCCACGCGAUCUUAUUCCAAAUAUGAUAAGAUAAUCUUUGUGAACUCAGUUGCUAUCAAACUUUGUUUGUAAGUACUUUAAGGAAACCAAUCAAAAACGGUAGCGUAAAAUACACAGGAGGUCACUAACACGUGGAAACCUCCUCUGAGUACACCACAGUUGUGAAAUCAAACAUAUUUUUUAGACCUGUUGUGAUUAUUUACAGAGUAUGAUAAAAAGUAUGAAAAGAGUGAUGCUUAUAUAGUAAAGAUAUAAGCUUUUGAAUAUUAAGAAAACAUAUAAUCUCAACAUUUUGAUAAGGCUGAGAAGUCAACAAUUGCAUCAACGAUUUUUUCUUGCCAUAUACAUCAACCAUGUUACUUUAACGAAAGCUUCUGUCAAGUUUUAGCUAUUCUAGAUUUUUCGAUGCCAUAUGACAGGGCUCUACACACUUCAUCGCAUAGAGCAGUAUAGGUUCCACUCCUAAUGCGAUCGUCAUGCAGCCAGUUUCCACUCAUUUUGUAGGUGCCGUUUUGUUGUCUUGCCUUUCUAGAACCUUUAACUUAGGUUUUUUUUAAUAAUAGUGUUUUUGCUCCAAAAUUUUCGUUAUUGUGAGGAAACCUGUUAUGAUGCUUGAUAUACGGUUGCCAUGACAAAUAAAAGAAAUUAAUCAUGGUAACUAUUGUUUCGACUGGAAAUACCACCUGGUGACCACCUCAUUACGUUGAAUUACUCACAUGGUUAAUACUUCUUAUCAGUGAUAAAUAAAGGACCGGGUAAAUAUUUGCUCAUCCUGUUUGCAUAACAUUGUUUCACGUAUCGGUGUCAAUGCAGAUACGAGAAAAAUUAUUUUGGCUUGACAUAUAUCAAACCCGUUUUUCGUUCUUGUACAACUAAGCAAAGAAAAUGAAGUUUAGUAGAGCCCUGUUCUUCUAUGGAAGCCCAGUCGUUGCCGUUUUAGCUUGUUUGUUGAACCUGCCUGAAAUCAUUUUGCUUCUGAAGAGAUACAGAAAAAUGUCGAAGCUGCACGUGAAAGGUCGUGUGGUACCAGUCCUACUCCUGAUAAGUUUGGCUGCAUCGGAUUUUCUGGUUGGCCUGACAGUCAUACUCAUUAAAAUCAUCCGUUAUCUUCUGGACGAAGGCAUUAUUCCAACGAGUGAAUUCAACAGGAAGAUGCACAAGGUCCUGUUGUUCCUGUUCCUGCGCCUGUCUUUGCUCACUUCAGUCUUCAAUCUUUUAGCCUUGACAAUUGAUCGAUUAUGCUCGAUACGGAAUCCGAUAUUGUAUCGCACUAGGGUAUCCUCUCGGCACGGAUUCGCUGCUGUUCUUGCAAGCUGGAUGCUAGCAUCAGUACUUAUCGCAAUUCAAUAUUAUUUCUCAAUCUAUGAGGAUAUGGAGCCCAUAAAAUACCGUCUACUCAUCUUUCCUGUUACAAUUAUUCCGGCAUCUAGUUGUUUUAUUCUUUGCUAUAUCAAGAUUCUUAACAAUAUGUCAAUGCAUGGACAAGCAAUUCGGGGACAGCUUCAAACAGCUGAGAAAUGCCCACUUUACAUUCUCGAACGAGAACUCAAAAUCUCACGAUUUGCAGCGACAGUUGUGUCUGUCUUUAUGGUGUGUUGGUUACCUCUAGCUUUUAUUGGUCUUGUCAACAUUUUGGGUGUUGAUAUUGAUAAUGAGUUACCAAACACGAUGUUCAUUCUGGCUUUCACGAACUCUGUUUUGGACCCUUUAAUUUAUUUUGGUUUUAAAGAAAAGGAGAGCUUACGCAAAAAGAUAUCGCAGAUGACCGCGAGAAUUUUCAAACGGAAUCAUUGAUUAUUUACAUUUCACUUACUAGCAGCCUUCGCGGUGUGCUAUUUGAUAGAGAAAAAGUCGUCAAUGUACAGGACAAAUAAAGAAAUGUGACAGUCGAUAGAAAAAUCUGCUUUCGUGACUUUCGUUUGUUACCAGUGAGGAAUUACUGCCUAUAAAACAGCCUGUAAAUGCGCAAAAACAAAAGACCGUUGGCUCAGCAAGAGCAAGUGAAAUGGCAUGAGACGUAUAGCAAAUUAUUGCACCUUUGCAAGAGACGUAAUAUUUUACCAACGAAUGCACCUACGUAGCAAUAAGUGCCUUUUGCAAUGCUUCAACAAACUUCAGUAUAUUCGCAACUCAUUUUGGGAAGGAACCCAAUUAAAAGGGUAGAACAGCAAAAUUAAAACGUAUUGGAAUUAUGCCUAGGAGCUGAUCUGUUAUUAUUAACACAGGGCUACUUGUUCAGCUUUCUUUCGGGUAUGAUGGUCGGUUAGUUUAUGUUGACUAGCGCAAAUAGCUUUUGCUAAGCUUGACACUUUUUGUUACCGAUCAGACAUUAUCCGGUAACUGUUUUGUGUGAACAGCGUAUAGUCUAACACAAAUACAUAUAGUAGCAGCUGUUUUUCAUUGUAUUCAACUGCUUUCCCAGU
This is a messenger RNA of Rhopilema esculentum, 3059 nucleotides long. RefSeq names its product trace amine-associated receptor 5-like. Gene Ontology annotation, molecular function: G protein-coupled receptor activity. The record is from RefSeq and is a predicted model, not a curated record. Gene Ontology annotation, cellular component: membrane. Lineage: Eukaryota; Metazoa; Cnidaria; Scyphozoa; Rhizostomeae; Rhizostomatidae. Gene Ontology annotation, biological process: G protein-coupled receptor signaling pathway.